This is a messenger RNA of Odobenus rosmarus divergens (Pacific walrus), 2535 nucleotides long. RefSeq names its product protocadherin beta 7 (gene PCDHB7). Gene Ontology annotation, biological process: homophilic cell-cell adhesion. Gene Ontology annotation, molecular function: calcium ion binding. Gene Ontology annotation, cellular component: plasma membrane. The record is from RefSeq and is a predicted model, not a curated record. NCBI's taxonomy places the organism in Eukaryota, Metazoa, Chordata, Mammalia, Carnivora, Odobenidae.
AGAAAAGUAGAGGGAAGGAAACCGUGGUGAUGGAAUUAGGGAAAAGUGGGACUCCUCCCCACGAGCACUGCUAUUAUCCAGCUCAUUUCUAAGGAUUCGGUUUCUGCCAUUUCUGAGAGCUGCUUGAGGCCGAGUGAAUGUGGUUUUGAAAGAUUGCUAAAACAAAUAAUGGAGGCCAGAGUGGUGCGUGCAGUGCAGAAAAGGCAAGUGUUAUUUCUUUGUGUGUUUCUGGGAGUGUUUUGGGCUGGCGCAGAACCGCUUCGGUAUUUUGUGGCAGAGGAAACGGAGAGAGGGACCUUUCUGGCCAAUCUAGCAAUUGAUCUGGAGUUGGGGGCGGGGGAACUGUCAGCUCGGGGAUCUAGAAUCAUUUCAGAUGAGAACAUAGGAUUUUUACUCCUCAAUCCGCUUACUGGUGAUUUGCUUCUAAAUGAGAAAUUAGACCGAGAGGAACUGUGCGGACCCACAGAGCCGUGUGUGCUGCCUUUCCAGUUGUUACUUGAAAAGCCUUUUCAGAUUUUCCGUGCUGAACUAUGGGUCAGAGACAUCAAUGAUCAUUCUCCAGUAUUUCUAGAUAGAGAGAUUACCUUGAACAUAUUAGAAAGUACCACUCCAGGGGCAACAUUUCUCCUAGAAAGUGCACAGGAUUCAGAUGUUGGAAUCAACAACCUGAGAAACUACACCAUCAGCUCCAAUGUCUAUUUCCAUAUUAAUAUCCAUGAUAGCGGGGAGGGGAAUGUUUAUCCCGAAUUGGUAUUGGAUAGAGUGCUGGAUCGUGAAGAGGUUCCUGAGCUCAGGUUAACCCUCACCGCCUUGGAUGGCGGCUCUCCGCCCAGAUCGGGAACCACCCUCAUACGCAUCCUGGUUUUGGACAUAAAUGACAACGUCCCUGAAUUUGUAGAGUCCCUUUACAAGGUGCAGGUGCCCGAGAACAGCCCUCUUGGCUCGCUGGUUGUCGCUGUGUCAGCUAGAGAUCUAGAUACCGGAAGUAAUGGAGAAAUAGUCUAUGCAUUUUUUUAUGCUACUGAAAGAAUUCUCAAAACGUUUCAAAUCAAUUCAACAUCUGGCAAUCUUCAUCUUAAGGCUCAAUUGAACUACGAGGCAAUACAAACUUAUACAUUAACUAUUCAGGCCAAAGAUGGUGGAGGGCUUUCUGGAAAAUGUACUGUGGUGGUCCAUGUAACAGAUGUAAAUGAUAAUCCACCGGAACUGCUCAUGUCAUCACUUACUAGUCCAAUUGCAGAAAACUCACCAGAGACAGUAGUAGCUGUCUUUAGGAUUAGAGACAGAGAUUCAGGGAACAAUGCAAAGAUGGUGUGUUCCGUCCAAGACCAUCUCCCCUUCGUCCUGAAGCCAUCGGUAGAGAAUUUCUACACCCUGGUAACAAAGAGACCCCUAGACAGAGAGAGCCAGGCCGAGUACAACAUCACCAUCACCGUCACCGACCUGGGGACCCCCAGGCUGAAAACCCAGCACAACCUAACGGUGACGGUGUCCGACGUCAACGACAACGCCCCGGCCUUCAGCCAAGCCGCCUACACCCUGCGGGUGCGCGAGAACAACAGCCCCGCCCUGCACAUCGGCAGCGUGAGCGCCACGGACAGAGACUCGGGCGCCAACGCGCAGGUCACCUACUCGCUGCUGCCGCCCCAGGACCCGCAGCUGCCGCUGGCCUCGCUGGUGUCCAUCAACGCGGACACCGGGCAGCUGUUCGCGCUCAGGUCGCUGGAUUUCGAGGCGCUGCGGGCGUUCGAGUUCCGCGUGGGCGCGGCCGACCGCGGCUCGCCGGCGCUCAGCAGCCAGGCGCUGGUGCGCGUGCUGGUGGUGGACGACAACGACAACGCGCCCUUCGUGCUGUACCCGCUGCAGAACGGCUCGGCGCCCUGCACCGAGCUGGUGCCCAGGGCGGCCGAGGCGGGCUACCUGGUGACCAAGGUGGUGGCGGUGGACGGCGACUCGGGCCAGAACGCCUGGCUGUCGUACCAGCUGCUCAAGGCCACGGAGCCCGGGCUGUUCGGCGUGUGGGCGCACAGCGGCGAGGUGCGCACGGCCAGGCUGCUGAGCGAGCGCGACGCCGUCAAGCACAGGCUGGUGGUGCUGGUCAAGGACAAUGGCGAGCCGCCGCUGUCGGCCAGCGUCACGCUGCACGUGCUGCUGGUGGACGGCUUCUCGCAGCCCUACCUGCCGCUCCCGGACGCGGCGGCGGCCGAGGCCCGCGCCGACCCGCUCACCGUCUACCUGGUGGUGGCCUUGGCGUCGGUGUCGUCGCUCUUCCUGUUCUCGGUGCUGGUGUUCGUGGCGGUGCGGCUGUGCAGGAGGAGCCGGGCCGCGUGCGAGGGCCCGUUUCCGGGCCACCUGGUGGACGUCAGCGGCGCGGGGACCCUGUCCCACAGCUACCAGUACGAGGUGUGUCUGACGGAAGGAUCUGGGACCAAUGAAUUCAAGUUCCUCAAGCCCAUUAUCCCUAAUCCUCAGCUUCAGAGCACAGGGAGGGAAGUGGAAAAAAAUUCUUCCUUCCGAAAUAGUUUUGGGAUAUAA